This is a messenger RNA of Gymnogyps californianus (California condor), 2324 nucleotides long. It is a transcript of the gene PRDM5, whose product is annotated as PR/SET domain 5. The transcript has 15 exons. Gene Ontology annotation, biological process: regulation of transcription by RNA polymerase II. The record is from RefSeq and is a predicted model, not a curated record. Gene Ontology annotation, molecular function: RNA polymerase II cis-regulatory region sequence-specific DNA binding; DNA-binding transcription factor activity; protein binding. Lineage: Eukaryota; Metazoa; Chordata; Aves; Accipitriformes; Cathartidae. Bases 27 to 1835 code for a protein of 602 amino acids.
CAGGCGGCGGCCCGAGUCGGUGCAAAAUGCUGGGCAUGUACGUGCCGGAUAGGUUUGCCCUGAAGUCGUCAAAAGUGCAGGACGGGAUGGGGCUCUACACGGCCCGCAGGGUCAAAAAGGGUGAAAAAUUUGGCCCCUUUGCAGGGGAGAAGCGAAUGCCGCAGGAACUGGAUGAGAACACAGACUGCAGGCUCAUGUGGGAAGUUCGUGGGAGUAAAGGUGAGGUCCUUUAUAUCCUGGAUGCAAGCAAUCCACGCCAUUCUAAUUGGCUGCGUUUUGUCCAUGAGGCUCCAUCACAGGAACAGAAGAACCUGGCAGCUAUCCAGGAAGGGGAAAAUAUUUUCUAUCUGGCUGUAGAAGAUAUUGAAACGGACACAGAACUUCUGAUUGGGUACUUGGACAGUGACAUGGAAGAAGAGGAGGAGGAGGAGGAAGAAGUAACUGUUAUCCAGGAAGAUGAAGACAGUGGCAACAAUAAAGAAGUGCAGCCAGCGGGUGAAAAAAUUGCAGAUCCCCUCACCUGUAAAGAGGAUCAUGCAUGCCCAAACUGUGAAUCUAGUUUUGCCAGCCAGGAGAUUCUAGCUGAACAUCUUCAGACUUUGCACCAAAAACCCAGUGAGGAAAAGGAAUUUAAGUGCCGAAACUGUGGAAAGAAAUUCCCUGUUAAACAAGCUCUACAAAGACAUUAUGAACAGCACAAGGAGGCAUGCAGAGGGGAUGCCAGAUUCAUAUGCAAGGCAGAUAGCUGCGGGAAGAGGUUCAAGAGUAAGGAUGCCCUGAAAAAACAUAAAGAGAAUGUUCACAGUGGAAAUUCUAGGAAGAAACUGAUGUGUUCAGUGUGCAAUAAGAAGUGUUCCUCAGCAACAAAUCUCCAAGAGCAUCGAAAGGUCCAUGAGAUCUUUGAGUGUCAGGAAUGUGACAAGAAAUUUAUUUCGGCUAACCAGCUAAAACGCCAUAUGAUAACUCAUUCAGAAAAACGCCCCUACACCUGCGAGGUUUGCAAUAAGUCCUUCAAACGACUUGAUCAAGUGACUGCACACAAAAUAAUACACAGUGAAGAUAAACCUUAUAAAUGCAAGCUUUGUGGAAAGGGAUUUGCCCACAGAAAUGUUUACAAGAAUCACAAGAAGACCCAUUCUGAAGAGAGACCAUUCCAGUGUGAGGAAUGCAAAGCUUUGUUCCGAACCCCAUUCUCUCUACAAAGACAUCUGUUAAUCCAUAACAGUGAAAGGACCUUCAAGUGUGAUCACUGUGAUGCUACUUUCAAAAGAAAGGACACAUUAAAUGUUCAUAUUCAAGUUGUACAUGAUGGACAUAAGAAAUACAAGUGUGAUCUCUGUGACAAAGCUUUUGUGACACCCUCAGUCCUGAAGAGUCAUAAAAAAACUCACACAGGAGAAAAAGAGAAGAUUUGCCCAUAUUGCGGACAGAAGUUUGCAAGCAAUGGAACACUGAGAGUUCAUAUUCGAAGCCAUACAGGUGAGCGUCCUUACCAGUGUCCUUACUGUGACAAAGCUUUCAGCAAGAAUGAUGGAUUGAAGAUGCAUAUUCGCACCCACACAAGGGAAAAGCCGUACCAAUGUUCAGAGUGUAACAAGGCUUUCAGUCAAAAGCGAGGCCUAGAUGAGCACAUGAGAACCCACACCGGAGAGAAGCCGUUUCAGUGUGAUGUUUGUGAUCUGUCCUUCAGCCUGAAGAAAAUGCUGAUCCGACACAAGCUGACUCACAACCCCAAUCGACCGAUGGCAGAAUGCCAGCUUUGCCACAAGAAGUUUACAAGAAAUGACUACCUCAAAGUGCACAUGGAAAAUGUCCAUGGUGAAACUGACAGCUAAUUACAGCGUGUGUGAGAAGAAUGGAUCUCACGUUCCAAAGUGCUCCAUUUGUACGUGUACAAACUCCAGACUUCUCACCUGACUAGUAAGCAUAGUCAGGAGAAACAACUGUAAUGUGUUCACAUGUUAUUUUUCCCCACUUUUUUUUUUAAUAUACUAGUAGGAUGAAAACCAAAGAAAGACAUUCACCUGAAGUAAAACAUAGCUUGGAAAUAAGAAGUUGAAGAUAAAAGAACUUUGGGAAAAUUUUAUCCUCAUUAAAAAAAAAAGAAAAGAAAAGCAAAAAAAAAGCUUUCAGCAAACUUCACCUUCUCAAUUGCAGCCUUAGAAACUUAGAUAUUGGUGGCGUUACCUGGAAAUCCUGGACAUUCGGAACUGAACCCUUGGCUGUCUGCAGCUCUGUUUCUGUAUCUAAGCUUUAAGACGCCAUUAAAAUUCUUUAAUUUGAAAGCACACAGAAUUUGUCAUUCUGAUUGACUGCUGAUUGCA